Seminavis robusta is the source of this 486-nucleotide messenger RNA. The record is from the annotation of a GenBank genome assembly. Lineage: Eukaryota; Bacillariophyta; Bacillariophyceae; Naviculales; Naviculaceae.
AUGGACAAUGCAAUGGUUGAUUUGGUUUGGGCACAACUGGCAGAGCUGAUCCUAAUGCUCCUAUGGCCUGGAUGUGUUCAACUCGUGCACGAUGAAAUUCAAAAUGGUCCUGGUGCCCGACAGCCUUUGCACCGAGUGCAAACCAUGUGGGAUACCCCACCUCCAUCAGCAGGCAACCAAGGGGUUGGGGAUUGCACACAAGGUAGAUGGUUGGAAUGUCACGUGAGGACUGACAAUGAUGAAACGUCUCACGAGGAAUCAUUUCAGCUUUUGCUGGAGGAACUUGCCAAGGCAGAAUCCACGUAUAUCUUUGUACGAAAGAAGGACGAGGAAUACAUUGACGAGGCCUUUGAUGCCGAUGAUUUGGAUCUGGAGGAUCGCGUUGGUUGUGAUUCCGAAGAUUCGGAUUUCGAAGACCAGGACGAAAACAGCGACUCUGGCGAUGACAAUGACGAUGAUAUGGCAAUUUUUACUUGGAAGAGGUGA